Messenger RNA from Mugil cephalus (flathead mullet), 5182 nucleotides. It is a transcript of the gene klhl24a, whose product is annotated as kelch-like family member 24a. Lineage: Eukaryota; Metazoa; Chordata; Actinopteri; Mugiliformes; Mugilidae. The transcript has 8 exons. The coding region runs from base 261 to 2063 and encodes 600 amino acids. Gene Ontology annotation, molecular function: protein binding. The record is from RefSeq and is a predicted model, not a curated record.
CAGUUGGCUAGUUAGAAGUCUUUGUUGUUGUCAUCACUGCAAGUCAAAAUGUCCCGGCUGUGUAGCGGCCAACUUUAUUUUUCAUAGCCAUUCGAGGACAGAUAUUGUCAAGAAAACUUUUUCGGCUGACAGAUUUAUUUUUCCUACAUACUUUUUUUUUUGUUGUUGUUUUUCCUACACUUGUAACUGAGGAAGAAGCUCCAUCUGGAAACUUCUGACAAGGUCAUUUUAAGGUUUAGUCUACAUUGAAGGUGGCAGCCAUGGUGUUGAUUCUAGGCAGGAGGAUGAACAGGGAGGAGUCUGGGAUCAGAGACUCCCCAGCUGUGAAACGCAAGGUGUUUGAGGUUGAUUCCAAAACCUUAGCCUCCCAGGAUGUGUUGGACUUCAGCUCUGGCGCAUCACACUCGGAGGGCAUCCUGCAGGUUUUCAACGAGUUUCGCGACUGCCGCCUCUUCACAGACGUAGUCAUCAGCGUGCAGGGCCGCGAGUUCCCCUGCCACCGCGCCGUGCUCUCCGCCUGCUCUUCCUACUUCAGGGCCAUGUUCUGCAACGACCACCGCGAGAGCCGCGAGAUGCUGGUCGAGAUCAAUGGCAUCCUGGCCGAGGCGAUGGACUCCUUCCUCACCUACGUUUACACCGGCCGCGCCAAGAUCACCACUGAAAAUGUCCAGUUCCUCUUCGAGACCUCCAGCCUCUUCCAGAUUACCACGCUGCGCGAUGCCUGCGCGAAGUUCCUGGAGGACCAGCUGGACCCGUGCAACUGCCUGGGCAUCCAGCGCUUCGCGGACGCGCACUCUCUGAAGCAGCUCGCCAGCCGCUGUCGCAGCUACGCUCUGGCCAACUUCACGGAGGUGGCUCAGCACGAGGAGUUCCUCGACCUACACAUGGAAGAGCUGGAGGAGUACAUUGACAGUGACGAGCUCUCCAUCCGCAAGGAGGAGGUGGUGUUUGAGGCGGUGAUGCGGUGGGUGUACCACUGCGUAGACCAGAGGAAGCCCAUGCUGAAGGCUCUCCUGCACCACGUCCGCAUGCCUCUGCUGCACCCCAACUACUUUGUCCAGACAGUGGAGGGAGACCAGCUCAUUCAAAAUGCUCCCGAGUGCUACCAGCUUCUCCACGAGGCCAGACGCUACCACGUGCUGGGAAACGAAAUGAUGUCACCCAGAACUCGUCCACGCAGGUCGACGGGCUACUCUGAGGUAAUUGUCGUGGUCGGUGGCUGUGAGCGGGUGGGGGGCUUCAACCUGCCCUACACCGAGUGCUAUGAUCCAGUCACAGGGGAGUGGAAGUCACUGGCGAAACUUCCCGAGUUCACCAAGUCAGAGUACGCUGUCUGUGCUCUCCGCAAUGACAUUCUGGUCUCAGGUGGUCGUAUCAAUAGCAGGGACGUGUGGAUGUACAACUCCCAGCUCAACCUGUGGAUCAGAGUGGCUUCUCUGAACAAAGGCCGUUGGAGACACAAGAUGGGAGUCCUACUGGGGAAGGUGUACGCUGUGGGCGGCUACGACGGCCAGAGCCGCCUGAGCAGCGUGGAGUGUUACGAUUCCUUCUCCAACCGCUGGACAGAGGUGGCUCCCAUGAAAGAGGCCGUCAGCUCCCCGGCGGUGGCCAGUUGUGCCGGAAAGCUCUUUGUCAUCGGAGGAGGGCCGGACGACGAAACCUGUUCAGACAAGGUUCAGUGCUACGAUCCGGACACGAACACCUGGUUGCUACGGGCCAACAUCCCCAUCGCCAAGCGCUGCAUCACAGCAGUGUCUCUCAACAACCUGAUCUACGUGUGCGGCGGUCUCACCAAGUCCAUUUUCUGCUACGACCCAGCAGAGGACUACUGGAUGCAUGUGGUGCAGACCUUCAACAAACAGGAGAGCUGUGGCAUGUCGGUGUGCAACGGCAAGAUCUUCAUCCUGGGCGGCAGAGGGGAAAGCGGCGAAGCCACGGACACCAUCCUGUGCUACGACCCGGCGACGGGCAUCAUCACGGGCGUGGCAGCGAUGCCGAGGCCCAUCUCCUACCACGGCUGCGUAACCAUCCACCGUUACAACGAGAAGUACUACAAGCCAUGACCGGAGACGCACAGAGACACACACAUUCUUCCGUGAGAACAAACACUAAAGGAAACUCUUCAAACACACACACACGCACAAAAUAACCACACACUUUUUUUGUUUAUAACAGGGACGUUUUAAUACUUCAUCCCACAGUACCCGUGAGCUAAUUUAUUCCCUCGCAGCAUCAUGUAGCAGUACUCGGUGUGCUGUGACUCUUUGGUUGUUGUUAGUUAAAUGCUCUGCAGCUGAUAACACUAACAGCCCGUCUGUAAUCACAGCUAAAGUGGAAUCAGGCCGACACAGAUUUCCCUCGUCGCAGUAACGGUUGGGGCGUAAUGCAGCGUGUAAUAGAAAUAAAGAAAGCGUCUUAUAACAACAGUGAUAAGUCAAAGUAAAAAUAUCUGAGUGAAUUACCAAAAAAUAAACAUGUGUUUGAUCAUAUAAUAAUGAUAAUGGACUCGAGUCCGUAAUAAAGAAUCAAUCAAUGUUGGGUGUGAAUGAAAGAAAACAUUUUGGAUAUUAUUGCUAAAGAAAUGUGUGAAAAUAUGUUCUAAAUAUAGACUUGCAGUCAUGUCCGUGGAAAUUCAAUUUGGUUUCACGCCCAAUUGUAUAUUUUAUGGACGCUAAUUAUAUCUCAAAUGACCUGAAGCUCCAGUGACAUAAUCCGUCUUUAUAAGAUAUAACGACAGUCAUCAGUUUGAUUGUCAUGGACGCACGCCAACUCGGCUUUUAUUACCGGGCAAAGUAACGUUAGUCUGAGAUCUAGGUUGUCAAUGUGCUGAGACGGCUGCAGGUCGUGCUGAUGAACGAAAACAAGGCCUUAACACUGAACGUACCCACGCACAGCCAUUUGUCUGCAGGAUAAUUAUUUGCCAGAUGAAUAGCCAGGUCAGAUUUCUGACCUUUUGCCCACUCCACUCCAUUAGCGUCUAUGUUGAUACAGUAGAGAACCACCCAGCGCCGGUAAAGAGCUUUAAAAAUAAUAUAUAUAAAUAAAAGUGAAAAAAAAAAAAAAAGUAUCAGUCCCCCUGCUUUUUAAAUUCUUCUCCUUGAUGCUAAAAAUGGCCCAAAAAGAAAUGUGGUAAACAGUCAGCCAGCUGCUCUCCCACAGUAUCAGUUGCCAUAAAUAUGAGUUGCUCUCACCCUUCAACCCAGAGCAGAGUGAAGAGAAGAGAUAAAGAGCGCGGGGCCGUACAGAAACAUUGGCAUAAAACACAUGUGUUUCCCUCAUCUCUGCCUGUGUCAUGGCCUCACAUGUUCGGAUCUCCAACACUUUAUUUAGCUCCAUUGUGAUUAUUAUCUUAACACCCGCACACACUCAUACAUUUUCUUUUUUUUUCUUAAGUUAUAUUUGUCUCUUUUUUUUUUAAUAUUUUUAUUGUAUUGUAUGUAGCUCUACAGCAGUGUGUCUAUUUCAUAUCAAUGUUAGUCCAUUGGUGUACGGGGCUCACGGGGUGGUUUUCUAGAUGCGAGAAGCCUUUGUAGAUCAAACUCGAAGACUGCUCUGAAUAAGUGGUGUGCAUGUACGUAUGCGGUUUUUAUUUUCUACUCGGUCUGGAUGUGUCGGAGCCAAGCAGGUUGCGGUGAAAGCGACGCGCAACUUGUCCGACUCCUGUUAACAGAGCUCUUCACGCUGAUGCUAGCACCUCUCACCUGUACACGUAAAGAUGUAACUCGGGGUAACCGUAGAUACCUCCAGGUGUGUGUGUGUCUGUCUGUGUGUGGGUGUGUGUGUGUUUGCCGGUCAGCUGAGACGGCGUGUGUUAGCAGAGCUACGCACAACACGGGGCGGCGGGGUUCUGAAUGAUUCUGGAUGUUGUGGCUCAUCGGUCAGUAAAAGUCACCUUUUACUACAUGUGGUGUUGAUAGACUAGAGAAAUUGCUGUGAAUAUGACUUAAAUAUGUUUUUCUUUGUUUAACCUGUAUUUAAAUGUAUCUCUUUCUUGGUUGCAUAUUGUGUUUUCUGUAACUGAGAGCCCCAAUUGUGCACUUUGACAGAAUCCUGUUAAAUGUAGAAUUAUAUGUAUGAAAAUGAUUUUUUUUCCUUUUUUUUUUUUUUUUACUGUAUCAGUAAAUGUUCUUUGCUUUCAUGUGACGUAUAGAGGAAACGUUGAAAGUGCCCAUCGCCCGCUCUUGUCGGACACGGCUCCCUGACGUGCUGCACCUGUAACAACGACAUAAGAAAACAAUGUCUUGGCGAGGGAAGGUUGACAAAGGAGUUUGUGCAACGGAUCGUGUUAAAAGGGGACGGGUUUGCGCUUCCAUGUCUCUGUCACGGUGACAGAAGUAGGUGAGGAGGUUUCAGUUUAAACCAAACCUCCAGGCAUGUCAACAUGAGUUCAGGAUGUAAACAGGAGUGCGGACUGAAACGAAAACAUCCCCCGGGCAAACCCGAACCUCCUCUUGGGUAAUUCAGGAGCCCGACAAGAAGGGUUGAUGGGCAAGGAAGCGGUCAGGCUAAAAAAGAGAGGGGGCGCUAAACAGUGAGAGAGUGAGAGAGAGACUGAGUGUGUGUGUGUGCGUCUGUGAUUUCACUGAGUAUUUACUCAAAACGGGCCACAAACACUGUCCUGUUGUGCUGAUUUGUUGAUUGUCAUUACUGGCUUUGUAGAGGCUUUCAUUUUUUUAUUUACUUUUGAUAAAAUAAUCCAUUGUUUUUGUGUCUUUUUUUUUUUUUUUUUUGUCUUUUAUUGUGCUUGUUGUGGUGAGUCGUGGGAUUGUGUCGCUUGAGAUAUUUUGAUUCCAAUGUGCAAAUUAAACCCCUAAAAAAGAGCCAAGCUGGUUAACGGAGUUGACCGUGAACGCAGGUUGAAGCUAAAGUGGAUUUGAUUUAAUCACAAAGCUCAGAAAAACCCAAAGGGCCUGCACGCAGGAUGGAAAGACGGCAGGUCGAGGCUUCCCUGACAACUUCUGCCAUUUUUGCCGUAAUAAGGAAUAACAAACGGGGACGUAAAUUGGAUCAUUUUGAUGCAAAUCUUUGUUAUUGUGUGUAUGAUGUGACAUUCUAAGCCCACUUUCUACUCAGAUGUUGAGACGACGCGAGAAAGCCUUGGAUUUUUGUAAACUGCAGUAUGUUGAAAUGUAAUGGUUGACUUAUGUCAGAGAAACAUCAAUAAAGUUAUUCUUUUUCCGUA